Messenger RNA from Penicillium roqueforti, 6759 nucleotides. RefSeq names its product putative myosin class II heavy chain (MHC). The coding region runs from base 1 to 6759 and encodes 2252 amino acids. The record is from RefSeq and is a predicted model, not a curated record. Gene Ontology annotation, cellular component: cytoskeleton. NCBI's taxonomy places the organism in Eukaryota, Fungi, Ascomycota, Eurotiomycetes, Eurotiales, Aspergillaceae. The transcript has a single exon.
AUGUCCACAGAUCUAGAUCACUCCGUAUUUUCCGCCUUCUCGGCGCCUUCUCCACAGUUUCAGUCGCGAGACACGCGCCUCAUCCGUGAAUCGCGUCUGGCUCCCUCACUACUCUUGUCGUCUCCGCCAUCGGAAGACUCGAGUCCGUCGACCGUUGGUUCCCCCGGUCAACGAACCUCUCCGCGGAGCAUCACCCUUGAACCCCCGCCUCUCCCAUUCCUAUCCUCAUAUCGCGCAACCGAAGGAUCUGGGUCCUCUUCGCCGGAUAAUCGCAAGGCGGAAAGCAGCAUCUACUACACCACCGCGUGGGGAUCCCCAUAUGCAGCACCUAGCACUCGGAGACUGUCAGUGACCAAUAGCCAACUCGAACUCUCCGAGAUCGACAACGGAUCUGGUCCCAGCUCGCCCGUCUCGUCAGUAGCCAACCACACGGAGCUGCGGAGAUCGAGUAUCGCGAACGACGACAUACUUGUACCCGUGGACCGCGAUCUCGUCGCCAAUAUCGGAGAUAAAUCGAUUCGGGACUUCACGCAAGAUUGGAUCAACCAGUACCUUACUGGUCAGCCUAGAACGGAGCGGAGCAAUUGGCUUAGCGACGACUCUGGAAGUGAAGCGCCAUCGUUUAUCACUGCGAGAAACCACUUCGCUGACGACGCUUCGGACGAUUGGCUUGGUUUGGAGGACGACUUUCGUUCCGACGAUCUAUUGAAAACUCCAACGCUCUCUGAUUUCGUCGGGAAGAAGGCCGCUGCGCGUGCAAAAGGCAACAAAGGUCAGCAUAAACGCGCUGAUACCUUGCGGCAGGAGGAUUUUUGGGGUUUCGCUUACGAUAAAGAUCCACCGCAAGACAACAUGUCAAAUUCAAACACACCUACCGUCGAGGUAAACUCGCCGAUAGACAAGCCGUUACCUCCUCCGCCUGCAGAUGCGAUGGAGGACGCUGCACAGAUGGAAGACCCGUUCAACCCGGGUCCAUUAAAAAUACAUGUCCCUGAUAUCAGCAGGGCAGCCACCCCGACACCACGACGGAGAAAGAAGCUGAAUUGGCGUGGGAAAGCCUGCAUAAUCGAGCUGCCAAAUGACGAUAGGAGAGGCUCGGAACCUGGGUAUCGUCUCCUAACACCGGCCGACGUUCAGCAGCGAAUGCAAGAAUGGGAGGACGAAGGAUACGAUGUUCGUGGAUUCACCAUUGGCGAUUCCGAGGACCCCUCCACAAUGACGACUCUAGGAGGUCUCAGCCGACCCUUAUAUCCCGACCCAUAUGACCUCCAUGAAAUAUCCAAGAGCCAGCCACUUGUCGUCAACUUCCCAGACAGGGCCAAGUGGGAGGCUUAUAUCACCGAGCUCCAAGAAGAAAAGCUACGCGCCCUGGGAGUGUCAUUCGGCGAUGAUGAACCUGCACAAUCCAUUUCACCGGAUUACUCGUUAAACCCUAGCGGCACGCCUUUCCCAGGCCUUGUUACAUCCCCGCCGAUUCCUACUGCGUCCGCAGCAAGCAAUCCCCUCGGCCAUAUUCACCCAUUCUCGCCUCAUUUCAAUCAAUCAUCAAUGCCUACGCCUGGUGGUAUGGGAACCAUGGCAUCACCUUCGCAAUUCGGUAUGCAGACGCCAUUCAUGGGUGCGGAUCAAAAUAUGAUGGGUGGAUUCCCAUUCCAAUUUCAGCCCACGCCUCCUGCUCAGGGAGCUAUGACUCCUCAAGGCUUCAUAAACCCCCGGCAGCCAACUUCUUCGGCUGGGCCAGGGGCCAUGGGCAACUUUUCCUCCAUGCUAUCACCAGUGUCUCCGCUACAUGACCAAGGGUCUUUCUACCCGGCAUUUAACGAUAAGGGUGUGUUCGAUGCUCAAUUUGGCCAUGGUAUGCACCAGGAAGGCCUGCCAUACCAGGCUCCUAAGACCCCGGUCAAUGGACACCCAGAUAAUUUCCACGCAUCGAGUGUCGAAAUUGCCCAGCCUACACCUCGAGGUCACGGUCAUAAUCUGAGCGAGACUCUGCAAAGAGGGCUGGACCAGAUGACACAUACCGAUUAUCAUUUGGAAGACUCGAUCGACCGGCAAUUAGAGGAUGAUUACCGUGAUGUCAACGGCCAUGCAGGGCUGAAUGCCGGCAUACUGAAGUCGGGCUGGGGAUUGCCAGAAAACGAAAACCACCCACUCCCGCCUCAUCCCUUCGCCCAGCACCAGCUUCCUCAGCAAAUCUACGGAGACCAAUACCAACAGAAUGGUCAUGAUGGGUCUGACCUCGACACAAAUCCCAGCGUCGCGGGUACGCCACAGACUCGCCAAGGACCGUGGCACGAGACACAGGCCAGCGGCCACUCCUACCACGGGGGCCAUCAGUCGCAGCUCUCGAGUUCAUCACUCAACGUUGAGGCCAAGGCAUUCAACCCUAAUGCAUCAUUCAAUCCCCAGCCUGUGCCGUUCGGAAAUGACCCAUUCCAGUUCGGCAGAAGCCAAGGACUUGGUUUUGCCCCGCCUCCCUCGUUCGUGCCUGGUAGCACUGUGAAUGUGAAUGGACCAAUGAGUUCUAAGCUGAACCACAAUGCCAGUAGUAGUGGCGGAUUCAAAUUCUCUGCCGCAUCGUUCAAUGUUGACGCACCUGUUUUCAACCCCAACUCCUCUAUUGGCCUCAACUCGAAUGCCAGCUCCGAGCAGCCUCCGGCUAGUCGCACCAAAAUCUUCGGCGACAUUGACACCAGCAAGAUUACCACGCCCGAGAAGAAGUCUAAAGCUAUUCCUAUUGUGCGACCUGAUGAAAUCGAACAGGAGACCAAUGACAAAAAGCAGGCCGUUGAAGACGACACCAAUGGUCGACCUGUACCGACCGACCGCCACAAGCGUGCGUGUCGCGGUGUCGGCAACGCUGAGGGCGAGGCUACAUAUAGUAGCUCGACCCAACCUCUGGGCGAGGCGGGCAAUGCUCAAGCUUCGAGUGCGCUGCAUGUCGUCGCUGACGGCAAGGAGAAUGCCAUUCCCAAAGAGAAUAAUCUGGUAGACCGGACGGGUACCCCUGUCAGUGAAGCUGAUACUUGGACUUUGUUCGAUGCGAAACGUGAGGCCGAGAACGGGUCUCAACCCGGAUCGCCGAUCCGGGCGCGGACCUCUAAGGACAUUGUUAUCGAAGAACGUGAACCAAGGGAGCCUGCAGCAGGAGAUGAUAGGUCUGUCACUGUCUCGAAGGAUGUCGACCAUGCUCUUCAUGGAUCUAAGAGCUCGACCAAGACCACUAUGCUAUCGCCUAGUGCCCAGCCUUUCGAGUUCAAGCCUGCUGUUUCUAAAUUUGUUCCCACGACUGUGCAGCCUUCCAGCUUUGCUGAAACAAAACCCGUUGCAGCAAAUAUCGUCAAGGAGCAGCCCAUCGAAAACACUCUCUCGAGUCCUGUUGAAAUGAAACACAAGCAAGCUGGACUCAUGGAUUCUCGAUUCGCUGUCACUGGCCCAUCUAAGAAUACAACCACGUCAGAUCAUCAUGCUAAACCUGAGUCCAACGCCCCAACCCAUGUGGAACCAGACUUCAUCACCCGCAAGCAUAAGCACUACGACAGUCAUUGGGACUCCGAGAACGACUCGCCUGACGACGAGGAGCUGAAUGCAAUUAUGGAACAGCUAAACGAUGACGACGCCGAUGUUGGCAUCGAGCGCCACGCGACUCCUUACCAAACGAUCCACGCGACCCCCUUCCAGCCGCGACACGAUCACCUCACAGAGUCGAUGGGCGGUCCCACGAAGGAAAAGCGGUUUGGCUCUGCGGAUGCCCGCAGCGAAGCACCCAGUCCGAGCCCUGGUGGAGUCCCCAAGACCUACAAACUCACCGUUCCCAAACAUGGCUCGGACAUGGAUGCCAACAGCAAUGCUACCUUCUCUCCGCAGAAGAGCCUUAUCUCUCGUCUGCAGUCUCCUGUUCGCCAGCUCUUUACUGAAAAUGACCAUGUCAGUGACUGGGACGACAUGAUAUCGGCCGGUGAGGACGAGAAGUUCAUGAACCGUAACCGCUUCUUCGAUCGCCGUAUCAACGAUCUUGUUGGCUCUGCGAUCGAUGAUCGUUUGGGCCCUGUGGAACGUGCCUUGGCUGUCAUUCAGCAGUCGGUGGCUUCUAUUGCCAGUGGCACUGCAAGCAGAAUGGUCUUCCGCAGCACAUCCGCUGAGAUGGAAGACAGUGAUGCUGAUGAUGAGGACGAUGAUGGUCAGGAAGCUUCGGUUCGCGAUCGCUCGCCCCACAAUACGAGGGAACGUAAGCUGGAAAUGCUCAAGAAUGUCGUUAUGGAAGCUUUGAUUACCCAUGACAUCCCUCAACGCAUUUCCCCACACUCCAGCCAUCACGAGAUGUCGCAGCUGAAAGAAAGCAUUGCUGAACUGCAGGCUCUCACGAUCAAGAAGCUCGCUCAGGACCCUGUUGGUGAUAUGCGCGAGAUUCUCGAGGAAGCCAUGGCCAAGCAAUUGGCUCAGCAGAUCGCCUUGCAGAAACCCCCGAGCCCGCGCCUGUCAGAGGCCGAGGAGAUUGGUGCCGACAGCCUGAUGCUCCAGAUCGAGGGCCUUAAGGGUAUGUUGCGAGUUGCCGAUGAGCGUGCCGAGCAGGAGUACAAGGAUCGCCGUGACGCGCAGGAUGCUAUGACUGAGGUCCAGCGACUAUUGAAGCUUGCUAGGGAAGAUGCUGCUCGUCACAGUGCUGCUGCAGAGGAUGCCGAGUCUCGUCUGCUCCAGUUCAAGGAAGAGAAGAUCCCCUACUUUGAGAAGAUGCAGUUCCGCACUGAGUCUCUUAUGGAAGAGAGCGAGACUCUCAAGGUUACUAUCGCCGAGUUGUCUACGAAGAACAUCGCGCUUGAGGGUACCCUCGACGAGUACCGUCUCUCUAGCGAUAGCUUCCGUCGUCAAUUAGAAACUACCAGAGGUGAGAACAAGUCUCUUCAUGAGACCGUUGACCACCUGCGAACUCGCAUUGAGGAUAGCAUGAUCUCGCGCCAGAACCUCACUGAAAAGUUCGAUCGUCUCCAAGAUGACAUGAUCAGUGUCACUGCUGAAAUUACUCGCGAUCAAGCUGUCUGGCGCAGAAGGGAGGAAGACCACACUGCCAGGUAUAAUGAGCUGCGCGCGUCACACUCCCGCGAGCUCAAAUUGCGUGAGAAGCUUGAGGAGGAUGUCUACGAAUUCGAAAAGAAAGAACGGGAGGCCACAAAGUUAAGGUUCGUCCAUGAGCAAUCUCAGCAAGACAAGGCUAGACUGGAGGAGUUGGUCACUAGCCUCCGGGCGGAGAACCAUGAACUGCAGAUCAAGGCUGCCCGGUUCGAGCGAGAGUUUGUCGAAGCCCGUGAGAGCAGCCGCGUCGAGAUCCAGCGCACUCGCUCCUCGAUGGAGGCAGACCUCGAAGCUGCUAACAGCCAGGUCAACAUUGUGCGUGCCGAGCUGGAGGCUCAGAUUAUUCGUCUGGAGACCCAACUUGAUAACAACCGCAUGGAUACCGAUACCUCUCGCGAGCGCUACGAGCUUCUCCUCGAGGAAGCCAGGGACUCAAAGGCCACCGCCCUGGCAGCUAAGGAUCUUGCCAUCGAUGAGACCCGCAAGAUGCAUGAGCGCAUUCUCAAUGACCUCCGCGAACGUCACGCUCGCGCUUUGCAUAACUCUUCAGAGGAUCGUGCACGCGGGGAAAGCCAUAACAUGGAGCGGAUGGCUUUGUCCGAGGACAAGGCUAAGCAUCUCCAAGAGCGCGUAAAUCUCCUCGAAGAGAAGGUUGAGAUCGCUCAAGCUGCUGCCCGUGCUGCUGCUGAGGCAGCCCACAGCGCCAAGGCAAAACCCAGCUCGGUCGCAGCUGCCGCAACCUCGCACUCGCGGGCGACGCCGUCCAUGUCAUACAACAAGGGAUCUGAAGAACCCGAACGGAUCUCCCCUCAAGCCCUGCGCGAGUCAAUCUUCGUCCUUCAGGACCAGCUCCAGCAGCGCGAGACACGUAUCGAGGAGCUUGAACAGGAAGUCUCCGCGAUAGAUAAAGAUGCGCCAAAUAAGAUCAAGGAGAAAGACACCGAGAUCACCUGGCUGCGUGAGCUCCUAGGCGUCCGCAUUGACGACCUGCAAGACAUAAUCGACACUGUGUCCAAGCCCGCAUUCAAUCAGCAAGCCGUCCGCGACGCAGCCAUCCGUCUUAAGGCCAAUCUCCAAAUGCAGCAGCAAGAAAAAGAACGGCUAGCAUCCGGCAACCUCCCGUCCCUCGCCGACCUUGCCGCCUCACCCCGCUCCCUCCCCCUAGCUGCAGCUGCCGCUUGGGGAAAUUGGCGAAAAGGCCGCGAAUCCGCCGCCAACGCCUCCAAUCAGACCCCGUCAAAGCCCAGCAACGCGAGUACUUUCCUGUCAGGCCUACUAACACCCCCGAGCUCCCACGCCCGCGGGAACGGUACUGGCUCGCAGACUAGUGCUGCCGCACGGUUUGCGCAAACUCGCCCCUUGAGAAGCUUCAACUCAGCCCCAAAACGUGGCGCGGUUCGCAGUCAGGUACCUGCCAUGGAGCCGCCUCAGACGCCGCCUCUUCUCCGUCGCUCGAGUUAUGACCAUGAUGCCGAGCCGGCGAACUACGAGGAUGGGAGCUUCGCGGAUGAGAACGAGAGUACCGUUGAUGGGAUGGUCUCGGCUUCGCCAAGGGAGAGGGAUAAUGAGAGUCCUUUUGGGCCUACGAUUGAUGAGGCUGAAGCCGAAGAAAGCUAUAUCAUUCAAAACGAAGCUGACGCCGACGCUGACGUUUCCUCUUCUGAUGAACCCUCCACUGAGGAAGAGUGA